Messenger RNA from Lachancea mirantina, 1506 nucleotides. NCBI's taxonomy places the organism in Eukaryota, Fungi, Ascomycota, Saccharomycetes, Saccharomycetales, Saccharomycetaceae. The record is from the annotation of a GenBank genome assembly.
AUGAGUUAUCGUGCUUUGCCCACUGGCGGAGAUGAUGUAGUCUUUGACAACCUCAGGAAAAAAGUGCGGGAUAAUUUUGUGGGAUGGUAUUUAUAUGCAUUUUCCAGUGAGCCAUUCAUUGUAUCUGCGGUAUCGACGUACGUGCCGCUGCUUUUGGAACAGUUUGCAAGAAUUAAUGGUGUAAAAGUUGAAGAUCACAGCGUUUCGUGUGCCAACUCAGACGGACAAUGUGUUUUGGGUUUGUUUGGCGGUCGCUGGCAUAUUGACACGUCCAGUUUUGCACUUUACACAUUUUCUCUUAGCGUGUUAUUUCAAACGCUUCUAGUGAUAUCGGUAUCGGGGGUCGUGGACAGAUGGAAGUCGGUCAAGUUCAAAGGUAAUGUCGUCGUGGUUUUUGGAAUUGUUGGAGCUAUUUCAACUUUGAUUAUUAGCCAGUUGAAAACUUCUCAAUUUUACUCGCUUGCGAUUUUCAGUAUAAUGGCCAACUGUUGCUACGGCGUCGUCAACGUUGUAGGAAACUCACUACUUCCAAUCUUUGUUGCAGAUUCCAUCAAAGUUACGGAAAAUCUAUCCGACAGCGACUCGGAGAAAAUCACUUCGAUAACUAGCGGGCGGGGCUCUGGUCUUGGGUAUUUGGGUGCGCUCGUGGUUCAAAUUGUAUCGAUAGUUUUAGUGAAAAGAAGUAAGUCGCACGAUAAUAUUCAGUUGGCGGUGUUACUUGUCGGGCUAUGGUGGUUAGUUUGGCAGACUCCUAUGACCUGGCUUCUUCAGGAUUUGGCUCCGAUUGACCCGGAAGGAGUCGAUUUGCGAUUCACGAAUAUAAAGCGUUAUGUGGGAUAUGGUUGGAAAUCUUUAUUUGAAUCCCUACGUAAUGCACGUUUGAUGAAAGAUGUGAUGAUUUUCCUUAUUGGCUGGUUUAUUAUCUCCGACUCCAUCACAACUAUAAACUCUACAGCAAUAUUGUUUGCAAAAACGGAGCUCAAAAUGACCACUGUAAACUUGAUUGUAGUCAGUGUUCUUUCCCUUGUUAGUGGCAUAAUAGGCGCAUUCGUGGUCCCUGAGCUUCUUUCAGCCCGACUCAAACUUUCCCCUCAGCAUAGUCUUAUGGCCAUCAUAUGCUGGGCUAGUGUUAUUCCCUUCUAUGGUACCUUGGGAUUUUUUUUGAGUUCUGUGGGGUUAAAGCACAAAUUCGAGAUGUACUUCCUUGCCAUCUGGUAUGGCAUAUCCAUGGGAGGUCUUGCCGCGGUUUCAAGAUCAAUUUUCAGUCUCAUUAUCCCACCAGGUAAGGAAUCGACAUUUUUUAGUCUUUUCAAUGUUACCGAUAAGGGCUCCUCUAUUUUAGGACCUGCGCUUGUGGGCUUCCUCACUGAUAGAACACACAAUAUAAGGUACUCUUUUUACCUCCUUUUGCUCCUAUUGAUCGUAUCGCUCCCCGUUUUUAGAAUGCUCGAUGUCGACAGGGGUAAGCGCGAGGCUAAGGAGAUUAGCGACUUAGCCAUUGAGUAA